Molecule: messenger RNA, 438 nt
Organism: Dioszegia hungarica
Lineage: Eukaryota; Fungi; Basidiomycota; Tremellomycetes; Tremellales; Bulleribasidiaceae
Product: ribosomal S17-domain-containing protein
Exons: 5
Coding region: 1-438 (145 amino acids)
Biological process (GO): translation
Cellular component (GO): ribosome
Molecular function (GO): structural constituent of ribosome
Source: RefSeq, a predicted model, not a curated record
AUGCUGUCCGAAACCCCCUCGACAAAGACGGUCAAGCGCGCCUCGCGGGUACUUAUCGAGAAGUACUACCCACGUCUCACUCUCGACUUCCACACCAACAAGCGUCUUCUUGAUGAGGUCGCGUCCGUCCCCUCCAAGCGUCUGAGGAACAAGAUUUCCGGCUUCACCACCCACCUCAUGAAGCGUAUCCAGAAGGGACCCGUCCGUGGUAUCUCUUUCCGUCUGCAAGAAGAGGAGCGUGAGCGCAAGGACCAGUUCGUUCCCGACGUGUCUGCCCUUGCUUCCUCCGCCGACGCCCCGAUCGAGGUCGACAGCGAGACCAAGGAUCUCCUCAAGUCGCUCGGCAUGGACUCUAUCCCCACCACCGUCCAGAACGUUACCGCGUUUGCACCCCGCGAGAGGAAGGGGCGGUACGUGCCCGGUGCAGGCCGUGCUUAG